Messenger RNA from Paralichthys olivaceus (Japanese flounder), 1973 nucleotides. RefSeq names its product periphilin-1. Lineage: Eukaryota; Metazoa; Chordata; Actinopteri; Pleuronectiformes; Paralichthyidae. Gene Ontology annotation, cellular component: nucleoplasm. The record is from RefSeq and is a predicted model, not a curated record. Gene Ontology annotation, biological process: negative regulation of gene expression, epigenetic; protein localization to heterochromatin; negative regulation of DNA-templated transcription.
GUAGGCCUCCACACCUAGGGGGCGGCAGCAAAGCGCCAUCGCUGCGUGUCCUCUGCCAUCUUAAAGAAAAAGAAGAAGCUGUGACAGUGGUUGUGGUUUAACUUGCACAUGAACACGAAAUGGAAACUGAGCACUGACACGGAACUUGACCUCAUGUAAAGAGGCUUUUCCCCUUAGAGCAGAAGUAUGUAAAACGCACCUUGUGGCCGGCAGCGUUCACGUCAUCAUUUGGUUCAUCAUUCUGUCAUCAGACAUCUGGAGCACACCCAGACCCAGAAGGAACCCUAACACGGUCCCUUCAACAUGGCGUAUCGACAUGAUCGAAACUCAAUUAGAGAGGCAUAUGAAGGACAUUUCCCAAAAAUGGAUUCAAGAGAGGUGAACUUUCGUCAAGUAGUCAAUAUUGGUGAAAAGCGGAGCGUUGUGCCUCGGCCGGGUUCGGAGUAUGACAGAGGCUUUCAUGAUGACCAGUGGUACAGUGGUCCACGUGGUUACCAGGAUACACAAGAGUAUUACGCUGAAAGCAGUUACCCACCUGAGGAUCAUCAUUACUAUGAAGACCACUCCAACUAUGACAACUUUCACAGAAAUCCCUCACCCUCACGAAAUGAGGACACGUACUCCCAGCAGUGUUAUGCCAGAGAUGACUUGAGGUAUCAGUUAGAUUCAAGGAACAGUCGUCGACCUGGUCCCUAUUUUCGAGGCAGAGGCCGACGGGCUCGUCCUGCUCGGAAAAAAGCGGUGGACAAAAAAGCCAAAGGAGACCAAGAUGACUACAUGAGCUCUGCGUCAGCUGUACUUGCACGGCACCGCUCCCCUCUACGGAGGGAAGCCCAGAUACCUGCAUGCUCUGGGUCCAACAGCAGAAGCAGGAGUUUCUCCCCAGACAAGGCCAAAGGCUCAAAGGCACAUCAGCAGACCCAGCAGAAAAAUAAACCCAAUGUGCUGGCGAGCAGCACUCCCAGCAGCUCUGUGGAGGAGUCUCCUCACAGCUCAGGAUCUUCCAAGGAAAAAACUGCAUCUGUAGUGGAGACGCAGGAGGUGCUGGCUGCCAGCAUGGAGCCAAAGUCGACACCAGUGGACGACUCGAAGGCGGGCCGGUUGGAAGCCAUUAAGGCGAAGGCUCUGGAAAUUGAGAAGCAUUACAGGCAGGACUGUGAGACGUUUCGCACAGUGGUGAAGAUGUUGGUGGCUAAGGAGCCCAGUUUGGAUAAUCUGCUGCAGGCUCCUCUGGAUGAGAACCUGAUGGAGAUGAAACAGCGCUGCCUCGAUGCCUUCUGCAACUUUGUGAAAGAGCUGGACGAGGUAUUAGAGCAACCAGACACCUCAGCAAAAACUGCAGGUCACAAAACACAGGAGCAGUAUUAUCAAGUAGAGAAGCCUUAAAAGUCUUAUUUCGGAAAUUAUUAGAAAAAUUUCCCAAAUUUUUAUCUUGUUUUUAAUCAAAUAACGAAUUAAUUAAAAUUCAAAAUUUAUAUGUUUUAUACAAAGAACAGAGUAAACAACUGUGGGUUUUUCUUAAAGUCUUCAUAUCAGAUUAAAUAAUACCCAAAACGGAUACGCUUUUACAGUGAAAGAUGUAAUAAUAACUAUUAUGAGGAAUAUCUAAAUGGAGCCUUGUGGAGAGACAUGAACAAAACACAAUUUCCGCUGUUUUACCAUGGACAGUUAUGUGGAAAUAUCGAUCAAAUAUUAUAACAUUCACUUGGUUACAGAUGACAUUUAAACUGAUCAUACAACCAGCUAGAGUCUUGGUCUAUUAGUUGAAUCCUACUGAUGAUUUAUAUCAGGCUUUAUUUAAACAUACCGUAUGUAUUGAAGGGUCCAACUCUAUAAUGUGUUUUGCAGUGCAGCACUAUUCUGUAUAGAACAGAUCAAGAAUUAUUUGUAGAUCAUGUAUUUGUGUUUAACUGAACUUGUGAAUAUUGCCUUUUAAGAUUUUUUUGUAAAUAAAUUUUACCAUCUUGAAUUAA